AUGACACAGCUAUCAGUUCAAACCUUUUCUGAAGCCAUUACCCUCCCGUUGGCUCUCCCGGCGGUAAUAUCGCUCGUAGUCUCCGACUGUCACAUCCUUUCCGGUAUUCAAGUCAAGUUGGAGUUGCUUCAACACCUCGAGCUCUUCUUUGAGCAAAACCUCCCGAAUCUUAGUAUCCUUUCCGCAUGUCGAGCUCUCCGGACGUUGAGCAUAUCAACAGACUCGGAGGAAGAGAGAGAGGAAUCUGAAUUAUGCCUUCCCAACCUCCGUGUGCUGACAAUUUGGAAUUCUGAAGAUCCCUUCUCCACAUACAAGAUCAAAUUUCCAAUGUUGGAAAAGGUGGUUUCGUACCGAAGCAGCGGAUGGGAUGUUCGGUCGGGUGCACGACCAUCCAUAUUCCAUCAAUAUCUCUUGACCUCCGCUUCGUCCGGACAUCUGUCUCUUCUCCAGAAGCUGCUUCAGAAGGGCGAUGGGAUCGAAACGCUCAUUAUUUCACGGUGUACCCCGGACAACCCCGACCUUGUGGCUGCGAUCCAAUCUGCAAAGAAGGCAAAGGCCAUUUGCUCUUCGCUGCGCCAGCUGACGGUCAUAGCUGAGGAUGGGACGGCGACGCCCAUCGACUUUUUGAACAUGUAA
This is a messenger RNA of Serendipita indica DSM 11827, 636 nucleotides long. NCBI's taxonomy places the organism in Eukaryota, Fungi, Basidiomycota, Agaricomycetes, Sebacinales, Serendipitaceae. The record is from the annotation of a GenBank genome assembly.